Phodopus roborovskii (desert hamster) is the source of this 924-nucleotide messenger RNA. It is a transcript of the gene Banf1, whose product is annotated as BAF nuclear assembly factor 1. Bases 241 to 510 code for a protein of 89 amino acids. The record is from RefSeq and is a predicted model, not a curated record. The transcript is spliced from 3 exons. Gene Ontology annotation, molecular function: DNA binding. NCBI's taxonomy places the organism in Eukaryota, Metazoa, Chordata, Mammalia, Rodentia, Cricetidae.
UCCUGUGAGGGACCGGAAAACAGUGACUACUGUGGGCGCCGCAAGUCAGCGGUUGCCCCUCAACUCUAUGGCUCUCUGUGGCUAGACGUGCCCAAUUUGGGUAUUUUUGAAGGCGGCUCAUGAGGCGACCCGGAAGCGGAAGUUGAAGAACGUUCUAGUAGCUUGAGGUACCGGCAGGAGCGGCCGAGUGGCGCGAGGAGCCGUUACCAGACCCGGAGCUGCAGGUUAAACCUGAUCAAGAUGACAACCUCCCAAAAGCACCGUGACUUCGUGGCAGAGCCCAUGGGGGAAAAGCCAGUGGGGAGCCUGGCCGGGAUUGGUGAAGUCCUGGGCAAGAAGCUGGAGGAAAGGGGCUUUGACAAGGCUUAUGUGGUUCUUGGCCAGUUUCUGGUGCUAAAGAAAGAUGAAGACCUCUUCCGAGAAUGGCUGAAAGACACGUGUGGUGCCAAUGCCAAGCAGUCCCGGGACUGCUUUGGUUGCCUUCGAGAAUGGUGUGAUGCCUUCUUGUAGUGCACUCUGGGGACUCCUCAGCCCCCCCCCCCCCCAGCCACAGAAUUGAGUCUCCAGAGUCUGAAGCCGGGCGGGGCUCCUCCCUGUCCUCCAUGAAGGGAAAGAUUACUGUUGUCACACUCACCUCCUAUGUUCUCUGGGGUCUUUUGGGAGUUCUCUCCCCUCAGCAUUUCAACCUCUUUAGAAUUCUUGUCCUUGCAUGCCUUGCCCCUUCUCCCUGUGCAGUUCAGUGACAGCAGUUAGCUUUCCUGAAUGGAUCCUGGCCCCUUUCUUCCGCCUUUCACCCUUUCACCAUUUGUUGGAUGCCCUUUGGCCUUUUUUUUUUUUUUUUUUUUUUUUUUUUUUUUUUUGCAGAAAUAGUCACUGCCCUUAUAAAGAUUUUUUAGGCUAAUAAAUUCAGUGGCCUUCAUUUCA